UUAUUUUAUCGAGCAUUUCCUUAUGUGCUUCUUUUUUGCCUCGCUGGGAACGUUUUUCUUUUUAGUUCAUCCGGAACGUCACUCUAUUUGGCGUGUUUUUAUAAAAACUACAUAAACAAAUUAAAUAUGAAUAGUUUAAAUAUACCAACUGAUUUUGGUCCAGAUUCUGGCGGUAGAGUUAAGGGUUUGACCAUAGUUAAGCCAAUUGUUUAUGGAAAUAUAGCCCGCUCAUUUGGUAAAAAGCGUGAAGAAGACGGGCACACGCAUCAGUGGAAAGUCUAUGUGAAACCCUACCACAACGAGGACAUGUCUGUUUAUGUGAAGAAAGUGCAUUUCAAGCUGCACGAAAGCUAUGCAAAUCCCAAUCGUAUAGUUACCAAACCUCCGUACGAGAUAACUGAGACCGGUUGGGGUGAAUUUGAAGUUGUCAUCAAAAUCUAUUUUCAUGAUCCAACCGAAAGACCAGUUACAUGUUAUCACAUUCUCAAGUUAUUCCAAUCACCUAUUGUUGAUGGUGAGCUUUCGGCAACUACUAUGGACCCAAAGAAAGGAUUAGUUUCAGAAUCCUAUGAAGAAAUUGUUUUUCAAGAGCCCACCCAAUUGAUGCAACAUUUCCUAAUGAAUGUACAGCCCUUGACGAACGGUCCUUACACUCAUGACACUGACUUUGAAACAAAGAAACAAAAGACAUUGGAAAAUAUUAUUGACGUAAAACAGAAAGUGAAAGGCGAAAUUAAUACGUUAAAGGAUAAACUGAAAUUGGCCAGAGAAACAAUAGCAAAGUUCAAGACUGAGUUGUCAAAAGUACAAAAACCGCCAAAUGCGUGAAAAAGAUUUUUUUAUUUUUAGCUCUAUAUUUCUUUAGUAAUAACUUAAUUUUUAAUAAACUAUUUAGAAUUACUACAAACUAA
Molecule: messenger RNA, 911 nt
Organism: Musca domestica (house fly)
Lineage: Eukaryota; Metazoa; Arthropoda; Insecta; Diptera; Muscidae
Gene: Gas41
Product: YEATS domain-containing protein 4
Exons: 2
Coding region: 127-828 (233 amino acids)
Biological process (GO): regulation of DNA-templated transcription
Source: RefSeq, a predicted model, not a curated record